UUAAGUUAUGCUAUUGAAUACAAACGUUUUUAAUUGAAAGUUUUUCUUAGUAAGAAAGUCAUAUAAACUAGAAACAUGGCAUAUAUUGUGGAUUUGAGAUCGGAUACGGUUACUAAGCCGACUGAAUCUAUGAAGCAUGCAAUGGUGAAUUCAGCUUUAGGAGAUGAUGUGUAUAAGGAAGAUCCGACAGUAAAUGCACUGGAGAGCAAAGUAGCUAAUUUAUUAGGAAAACAAGCGGCAUUGUUUGUACCCAGUGGUACGAUGGCCAAUAUAAUUGCCAUUAUGGUACACUGCAAUAAAAGAGGUUCAGAGGCAAUCGUUGGUAACUACUCACACAUCUACAAGUAUGAACAAGGUGGUGCUGCUCAUGUAGCAGGGGUUUUGUUAAGUACAAUCCAGAAUAAACCAGAUGGGACGUUUGAUUUAAAAGAGUUGGAAAGUAGAAUACGCGGAUCAAAUAUUCAUGAGCCUAUUACUUCUCUUGUGGCUAUAGAGAAUACGCAUAACUACUGCGGUGGAAAGGUCUUACCCCUAGAAUGGAUAGAUAAUCUAUCUGAACUGUGCAAGAAGCACAGUAUACCACUGCAUAUGGACGGAGCCAGGUUGCUGAACGCUAGCACAUACCUAGGGAUAGCUCCGGAGAGGAUUGUCAAGGACUGCGACAGCGUAUCGUUGUGCUUCAGUAAGAACUUAUCUGCACCGGUCGGUUCUGCUCUUGUUGGAUCUUGCCACUUUAUCGAACAGGCGCGGCGCAUGCGCAAGAUGCUGGGCGGCGGCAUGCGGCAGGCGGGCGUGCUGGCGGCCGCGUGCGUCGUGGCGCUGGACGAGGUGGCGCCGGCGCUGGCGCUGGACCACCGCCGCGCGCGCCUGCUGGCCGAAGUGAUCCACGGUCUCUUCCUCAAGUCGUUCUCAGUGGAUGUGGCAAGUCAACACACCAAUAUGGUGUUGGUUCGCAUCGCGGAGACCAGCUCAUUGACCUCCGAUAUGGUGCUCCAAAGGCUGGAGCAGGUCAGCCUUGCGGAGACCCAGGGCGAUUGCAAGACAACGAACGACGAAGGCGUGAUAGUCAAAGCUAUAAACUUCGAUGAGAAAACAAUUCGUAUCACACUUCACCGUGAGAUACAAGAUGAGGAUCUCUGGCUCGCUAUAAUGAAGAUCACAUACGUUUUCAAGGAGCUGGAUGCUGCACAUUCUAUCAAGAGCUAAAAAAAUUACCUAGACUCUACUGGCAGGACGGCAAGACUAGGAAUUUUUAGGUGCCAAAUAUACUAAUUAGGGAACGUGUCCGUACUUCGUGAUGUAUCUGUUACUAUUUACGUAGGUAGUCAGUUAUUAAUCAGCUGACGUCCUGACGUAUGUGCGGCAGUGUUGCCACUUGAGUUUAAAAAGUUCCAUAUUUGAAUACAGCCCAAAAAACGUGAGAUUUUUCUAAAGAUGAUCGAUUGCCCCUGUGACCAAGAGUGGUAUUUAUACUCUUUUCCCCCCUCUGAACGAGUCACGCAGUAUGGGUACGUUCCCUAUUCGAAAGUUAUGUACAUUAAAAAAUCAAUCGAAUAGAGGGAGUAGUGUAGGUAAAUGGUAGGUUUUUAACUUUGUGUAAUUUACUAUCAGUUAGACAUUUAUAAUCUUAAAUAUUUGUGAUUCAAUAAAAGUUAUCGCACAUACACAUUACAAAUGGAAAAGGUGCUUUUUAUAUUAUGGUUAGGUUGAUAAUCCUAGGGUAUUUGGAUAUUUGAUAAGAUUUCUUGCCGUGCUGCCAAGUAUACACAGGCUCUUAGCCUAACACAAACUGAUUGUAAAUUCAGUCACAAUAACUUCUUUAACACAACGUUACCAGUGCAACAUUACUUAACAUUGUAAAUAAAAUCAAUAAAACAAGAUAGUUAAAAACUAAAACUCGACUACGACAAAAAAAAAUCGUUCGUCACUUUGUGUCGUUUAGAGGGCGCCACAUAAAAUAUAAUGUUAAAUCAUACAUCCUAUAACCAUAGGACAAUUAAGACGCUUCUUAUGAUACGUUAUUUGGCUAAAUAUGACAAGUAUUUUGGGAGAUAUGAGGGAACAGAUGAACAUACAUACAUACACAGAUUGCUAAAAUUAUAACCCUCCCUUUGACUUUGCCGUGGUCGAGAAAUAAACCGUCAACUAGCCUACAACUCAUGUUAUCAAUAAAUUGUUUUUUUUUUUUUUUUUUUUUUACAUAGUGAUUCUAGUGUUGACCAAUAAAAAAUAUACUUGUGUAGGGGUUUUAUAAAAAAUAUAUUCCAAAAUAAAAAUCAUUGUAUGAUUUAAUCAGUAGUGAUGAAAUCUAAUUUUAAUGUUCUAUUA
Molecule: messenger RNA, 2328 nt
Organism: Melitaea cinxia (Glanville fritillary)
Lineage: Eukaryota; Metazoa; Arthropoda; Insecta; Lepidoptera; Nymphalidae
Product: probable low-specificity L-threonine aldolase 2
Exons: 7
Coding region: 76-1206 (376 amino acids)
Biological process (GO): glycine biosynthetic process; L-threonine catabolic process
Cellular component (GO): cytosol
Molecular function (GO): L-allo-threonine aldolase activity
Source: RefSeq, a predicted model, not a curated record